AUGCUAGACAAUAUGAGAUAUGCCCUGGAUUGGUGUCUGUUCGAUUUUCCUCACGGUGACAAUGAGACAGCUUCAGAUCAAUGUACCACAGCUUGCGGAAGGAUAUCGAAUGCUCUCGAGAUCAAUCUACUUGAUGCCGCAGCCUCGUCUACUUACGAUUACUGUCAAGACCCAGAAUUCCUUCCGAACGCUGAAAGCUGUGCGUCGUGUUACGAGAAUGUCCCAAACCAACUCUAUCUAUCAAAUUGUAAGCAUUCUUCUCUCGCAAGCGAAGAUCGUUGCCCUGAUGGAACGUACUUAGUUCUCCACACCCUCGAGUAUGCAUGCCAAAAUCAGCCGUCGCCCGUGCUCCCCUUCCCCGUAAAACCUUCUGACAUCUUCACCUACCAACCCCCAUCUAAUUUCUCCGAUCUCGGUGCCAUCAGCACUUCUUCUCAUGGUAUCUCCCACGACGCCCGAGUCGCUAUAGCGAUCAGCGUUCCCGUUGCCGUAUUUCUUAUCUUUUCCUUGCUCCUCGUCUACUUCUAUGUCCAUAAGAAUGCUCCCCCAGAUCGUCCCCGCCACUGCAACCACCACACAAACCGCCAGCCCAACUACAGCGAAAAGCACGUAUCCAAAUCCACGUCAGCCUGGAGUAAAACCCCGCCACGGAACGGUGUCAACUCUCGGAAUUGUUCAUCUAAUUCGGCCUCGCAUCAAGUUCCCUAUCCGGCUCCAUUGAAACCAGCAAAAGUCGCCGUGCGAGCUCCUCUUCGCACUCGGAACUCCCCAAUCCCGUUCUCAAGGAAUUACUAUCAACCAACGAACUAUGGCCUCGAGCAACCAUCCAAACCUCCACCGCCAGCGACCUACACUCCCGAAAUGUUACCAGCAACAAGAUACUCACCUCCACAUCCGCAUUCGACCUUUUUGGAACCUCACAAACCCCGACCUGGCCCUUCAAAAGCAGGUCUCGUCUCUUGGGAGCGCGUCGCUAUCCAAAAUGCCCAGAUACGAGCUGAGCAAGGCCCGAGUCCCAGUCCGAUCAGCCCCUUGACGCGAGUACAGGUUGUACCAAUGCCAAGGAGUCCUAGUCUGCGAAGUUCUGGGUUGAGACGUGAAAGGUUUCCUGUGGUGCCUGCUUCUCAAAGUCCUGUGUCGAGGGAGGAAAGACAUAGUGCGUUACGGAGUCCUGCGUCAACUGAGCAAAGGCAUUCCGCCUUGACGAGUCCUAUAUCGAGAGAGGAAACGCACCCUGCAUUAAGGAGCCCCAGCUUGAGCGAGGAGAUGCAUGCUGCGUUAAGAAGCCCCAGUUCAACGGAAUACGGACAGGAUACCCCUCACAGACGCGACAGCCCUUUUCCUCCAAGGAAAGAAAGCCAGGACAGCACUUUCAGACGCGUUAGCCCAUUCCCGCUCAGACAAGGCAGCAUCUCCAGGCAAAGCACACCUUUCCGCCAAGAACGCCUGGAGGCGCAGGAAAUGGUAGACAGACAGGAACGGCAGCGGAUGGGUGAGAUACCGGAAUGGGAGGGUCUGGGAAGAGAGGAGGGUCAGGAAAGUUGGUAUGAGAAACAGAGGGCGAGAGCUGAUACGCCGCAGCCUGAUGAUGGGAGGUCGGUCAGGGAUACGAGGGGGAGUCGGGACGGCGUAAUGAGGAGUGGGAGUGGGAAGAGUGUUGAGAGAGCGGCAAGGAAAGAGGUUAGAUGGAGUAAGGAUGUUGAUUAUGAAGGAUGA
Molecule: messenger RNA, 1716 nt
Organism: Letharia lupina
Lineage: Eukaryota; Fungi; Ascomycota; Lecanoromycetes; Lecanorales; Parmeliaceae
Exons: 1
Coding region: 1-1716 (571 amino acids)
Source: RefSeq, a predicted model, not a curated record